Molecule: messenger RNA, 2654 nt
Organism: Anguilla rostrata (American eel)
Lineage: Eukaryota; Metazoa; Chordata; Actinopteri; Anguilliformes; Anguillidae
Product: glucagon-like peptide 2 receptor
Exons: 13
Coding region: 385-1956 (523 amino acids)
Biological process (GO): cell surface receptor signaling pathway; adenylate cyclase-modulating G protein-coupled receptor signaling pathway
Cellular component (GO): plasma membrane
Molecular function (GO): glucagon receptor activity; peptide hormone binding
Source: RefSeq, a predicted model, not a curated record
UUUUAUCUUGAUUGGCUGAAGAGCACCAGUGGGAAGCUUCCUGGGGAGUGAAGCAAGGCAGAUACUGUCAGUCGUGGUUUUAGCACUGCAGGCAGCGCUGGGGGAAUUCUAGAGGUCCCCUACACAACUGACGAGGACAGCUACAAGGCCCCAAUGACCACUCGCUGGCUGUUGCUUUCUUUGCUUAACAUUUUCACAAAAGAAGAAAGGCUGCUGAAGAUUAUCUUUGUGUGAGGAGUUUGUGUGUGUGUGUUUCAUCUUUUGCGUUGGGCAGUCAAAUGUCUGGAAAGAGUGCAGGGGCUGGAGAGGCAGGUGCCCCCAUGGAUGUGUGUGGCUUGAGGUCGCGAGCUGUCCAGAGAGCAGUGUUCUUGUAAACAGUGAACCAUGCCCACUUCAUCAUCAGCCUGGCAACGGCAGAGGCUGGCACCAGGGAGUACUUGUCUCACCGCUCUCCUCCUGCUGCUCUUCAGCCCACAGACAAUGAGCUCGAUACUUGAGGAUAUCAUGAGUAAACGGGCUGAAUAUCAAGAAAACUGCACCAGAACUUUAGCAGCUACCUAUUACACAAGAACUGGAAUUUAUUGCAAUGGGACGUUUGACCUUUUUGUCUGUUGGCCACACUCACCCCCUGGUAAUGUGUCUGUGCCCUGUCCCAUAUAUCUACCCUGGAUUAACGAGGGAAGUUCAGAGAACGUGUACAGGGAGUGCACCCCCAGAGGCUCCUGGCGGAUCGUCGAAAAUUCCACAGAUGUGUGGCGGGACCAGUCCGAGUGUUUCGACCCACAUUACUUCAGACAGCAGGAGGAUGAUCUGCUUCCCCAGUUAGCACUGCGCAUAAUCUCCAUCAUCGGAUACUCCCUGUCUCUCUUCUCUCUGUUUCUGGCUGUCUUCAUUCUGGGGGUGCUGAGGAAGCUUCACUGCACAAGAAAUUACAUCCACAUGAAUUUGUUUGUGUCAUUCAUAUUACGCGCAGCAGCCGUCAUUCUAAAAGAAAUCAUCCAACAUAUCAUGUUUACUAACCUACCCAGUGAUGAAUCUGGGUGGAAUGGAUAUCCCAAUUCAAUGAUCUCUGUAAUCUGCAAGGCCACUCAAGUGCUCAUGCACUACUUUGUGGGAGGGAAUUACUUCUGGCUGUUAGUGGAGGCGAUAUUCCUCAACACCCUGUUGUUCACCGCGGUGCUCACCAAGAGAAGGUUACUGAAGAAAUACAUGUUCAUCGGCUGGGGAACUCCAUUUUUAUUUGUGGUGCCCUGGACAAUAACCAAAAUCUUGUAUGAAAACCAAGGAUGCUGGUCCAAUAAUAACAAAUGGAUUUGGUGGAUAAUCAAAGGACCAAUAACUGUAUCUGUUGCAAUUGUUUUUUACAUAUUCAUCAAAAUUAUAAAAUUGCUACUUUCCAAGUUAAAAGCAGACCAGGGGAAAUUCACUGACUACAGGUAUAGUUUAGCCAAAGCUACGUUGGUGUUAAUUCCAUUGCUGGGGAUUCAUGAGAUGGUGUUCACAUUUAUGCUGGAUGAAUACAUAGAGGGACAAACACGCUACAUCCGCAAUUUCAUCAAUUUGACAAUGAGCUCCGUCCAGGGCCUCAUUGUUGCCAUCUUAUACUGUUUUGCCAAUGGAGAGGUCCAAGCAGAACUCAAGAAGCGAUGGCAGCUCUUCGUCUUUGCCAACCACUUAGAUGUGGACAACUGUUUCCAGGGGACACGAUUCAAAUACUUAUGGAAGUGCUCGAGGAAACAGCCUACCCAAGGCUUCAGCCAGACUGGGCCCUGUGGGAAGACCUGUGGUCCCUCCAAUGUGCAGCUCCUACAGGUCACCGUCAGGACCAGAGGGGAGAUCCAGCGCUGCCGGCCGACUGGCCUGGCUCGCUAUGCUCGCGGAAGCCUCUCCAGCAGUGAGGGGGAGAUGACUCUGGGGGAAACAAUGGAGGAGAUUCUGGAGGAGAGCGAGUUUUAACCUCCACAUCCCUGAACACUUUCUACUUUCAAACAUUUCAGUGAUCUUUUUAACCCAAGUAGCAUCCUUCUGUACAUACUGUAGCAUGUAAGCUUGGUUGAGCGGGUGUAAAGGCAGCUCAUUGCUCUGAAUCUUUCUGCUUCAUGUUUUAUGUUUCAUCCGUGCUGCUCUGUCCUCCAUUAAAAAUGUCAGCUCCAUUUCCCGGUCACUUCACUCACAUGCUCUGUUUAUGCAACACCAGUGGUUCCCCUGCAGAUUGGUCCUGGUAACUACAUAUGCUAUAUUGUUAACUUAUGUCUUGAUGCUGUACAUUUUCUGUAUAUAGACCAUGAGCCAGUGACCAAAAUUUCACUUUCACUUAUAUUGCUUUAGUAGCAGUAUUGUUUAAUGAUAUAGGAACAUGAUCUUUGUACAAAAUACUUAAUUUUCCAAAUUAAAAGACCUAUGAAAAGUGCAUGUAACACAUUGCUAUGUGACUUUCCAAUUCUAUUUAUUACAUUUACUUUUUAUCAGAAAACAUGGCUAUGCAAAAGGAGCAGGAGAAUACUUAAAUACCAGAAUAUUUUAAAUAUCAGUGAACAAUAAUAACUUACCACAAAUAAACAACCCAUAAAUGUUUAAUAAAAUAUGCGUAUAUAAUGUGUUUCCUGAACAUCUGUGUGUAAAUUUGCUAUUAAUAAAGCAAUGGGCUUACGUGA